CCCAAACGCCCUCAAGAGCCGUCACUAUCCUUUGUGUCGCCAUGGACAGUGAGAAGUUGCCGGAACGACUCCAGGAAGUGAGUCCCGAGCGCUUGUCAUCACAUCCCUUGAAGAAGGGGAAUCCUCGUGAUCACUGGCGACUGGAACAUGUGGAGCAAAAGGUUCUCGAGUCGGGACUUGUGGCCCUCCAGAGCCAGCUCACUGCCUCUCCAUCAAAGAGCCCCGCGGCAAGACAGGGUUCUGCCGUGUUGCGGGCAUCCUUCUUCGAACGCUUGUUGGAGGGUCACGUUGAGCUGAAGGCUUGCCCUGCGAAUGAUGUCGCAGCUGCCCAAGGUGACUUGAAGAAACUCAACCUGAGCCAGCUCUUAGCGCUGCGGAUUCUGACCAAGGAUUUCCCAACCACCAGUGUUGGUUCUCUGAAGGUUCAUGGACACUUUCUGGCAGCUUUGUCAUCUGAAUUGUUUCAAAAGGUGGGCGCUCGGGCACUGGGUGAAGAGAUCGCCACAAGAAAGCGCUUGGAGCAGAUCGGUGCCCGCCUGGUCUUGUGUCUCGGAGCUGCAGAGCUAUUGGCAGGGGCCAAUCCUGCGCCUCCAUGUCGCUGGUUGACAGCCCUCGAGGAGGAAGACUCAAGUUCCAGUUUUGUGCUGGUGGAUGUGUGCGCACACAGUGCACAGAUCAUGGAAGGCGUUUCCGGAGACUUUGACCAAUAUCGAGGUAUCAACAUUGCACUGGUCAUUGAUUUGGGCUCCAGCUCUUCUUUGAAUUGGGAAGUGAUCACCAUGGAUGCGGCCAAGGAUGACAUUCCAGCCGCAAUGACUGUGCUUCGCGCCCGCCGCCGGCGCAAAGGGACGCGGAGGACCACCGUCGAAGAAACGCCUGAAGACUCCGCUCGACAUUUUCCAUCGCUACCUUUCGCUACCGAAGAACUUGUGCCAAAGAGCAAGCGAGAGGACAGAGAUGCUGAAGCUUCCAGUACCAAAGGAAUGGAAUGGCCAGCUACCAGCCCUCCCAGGAACUCGCGAGAAAGGGAGAGCGGCUACAAAGAUUAUCCCUUCAUCACUGACAUCUUUGACUACUUUGGCUGCUGCACGCGGCGAAGGGAUGAAUCGCAUGCUUGAAGCCAUCCGAAGGACCAUUCUUCCCUGCAGUCGCACAUGGUCAGCCGUGUUCCAGUGAAGUGCCAGAGGUGCUCAGUUUGUUUCACAGGUUUAUGACGACUGACGUCACACAAGGCAAAUUCAGCCCAGUACAGUGUCCAGCAUUGUGCGGUGCUUAGCAUUGCUUUUACAUGCUUUUAUACGUAGGCGGGAGUGUAUGCCCGUUGUAAAGGAACUCUUACCGUUUCGGAGAUCGAGGAAAAAGGUGAA
Messenger RNA from Cladocopium goreaui, 1367 nucleotides. Lineage: Eukaryota; Dinophyceae; Suessiales; Symbiodiniaceae. The record is from the annotation of a GenBank genome assembly.